Messenger RNA from Funneliformis caledonium, 121 nucleotides. NCBI's taxonomy places the organism in Eukaryota, Fungi, Glomeromycota, Glomeromycetes, Glomerales, Glomeraceae. The record is from the annotation of a GenBank genome assembly.
AUGACGACAUCAGAUAUUAUUAUAAAAUAUCCUAAUAUCAAUAUACCAAAGAGUUACCGAUCAAGUCACGAAAAAGUAACAAGUCACCAACCAAGUCAUGAAAGUCAUAAAGAAGAAGCGG